AUGUCACUUGGCGCGCGUAAAUUUAUUCGUGUGACGAAAAUUUUACUAGCCGGUGUGACUGUAUUCUGUGUUAGUUGGAUAGCUAGUGUUAAUGAAUGGCAUUCAGGAGCGGCGUGGACUCGGACUAUUGUACAAGAGAACAUGUCAACUAUGAGGACAAUUGUUGGCUAUUCAGAAGCCAAGCAAGCCGAACUUGACAAACCCUCGCCAGUGUCUUGCAAACGACUUCCGGCAUUCGCAAAGAUACCUCACAUCAACCGCACUUGGUAUCCGGGAUACAAGAGCUCAUCGUGGCAGAGAGUGGAAGGCACGUCUGUGUCUUUAUAUUCUGCGUAUUACGACGAGAGGCUUCCGCAAAAAUAUAUACGAAUUCUGGCCAUGUUCCACAGUCAGAAUAUAACAGGUGAAGAACAAUUGUUCUGUCAGACGCGAUCGGCUGACUCGAAUGAAGAUUCAGUUGAGGUGGUUGCAGCAAAACCUUUGGAGAUAUGGUGGAAGGAUUGGGACAAUUCAUCCGCAAAUGUAGACACACCUCAACUCCUGUCAUGUCCUUUGACGGAACCGUUAAGAGGAAGAUUCGUUGUGUCAAUUGUAACGCAGCCUUGCGAUGAUCCAACAAAUGGUUUCUACUUGGAAGCUAGAGAAUUCCAUAAAUAUAAAAGAAAUUUCACAAUAUGCGUCAAAGACGUUAGUUUUCAAAAAGAUAUAUCAUACAAUCUGAUCGAAUGGAUCGAAACUAACAAACUUCUAGGCGUCGAUUUAAUUGAUAUUUAUAUAGAUAGUUUAAAUGAAACAAACGAGAAAGUCUUAUUGGAUUAUCGCUCCCAAGGCUUCGUCCGUCUGUUCCAAGUUCCUAUAAAAUAUAAGUCCGAUAGAUCUCUAUGGCAGAGGAGGCGUGAUCAUAUCAUAACGUAUAAUGACUGUCUAUAUCGUAACAUUAUCGAAUCCAAAUUCAUCGUGCCACUUGAUAUAGAUGAAAUACUCCUACCAAAAAUAUCACACACGUGGCCGAAGCUUAUCAAAAGACUGACACAUCAAGGCUUCAAUGUCAAACAGCACUCAGCUGUGAUAGUACGUAACGUGUUUUUCUUCGAUUUAUUUCAAAUAAAUAGAUAUAAGAACAACAAAAACACUAACAUAAGUGAAGCGUACGUCAAACGUGAUGACGUCAGAAUUACUGAUACAGAUUAUAAAUCAGCUGACAUAGAUUAUAAUAACGAUAGUAUUAAGAAUAAAAUAAAUAUAAAAUACUCGGACAAAUAUAGGACUGAAUGCGGCAUGGAAUCGUACGUACCUAAAUUGACGAGUCACAUUGUUAGCUCAGCAUUUAUUAGCCCUAUAGGACGAUACAGCAAAAGCAUCAUGGUUACAAAAAGAGUGCUGACAGCAUUUAAUCAUUACCCUUUAGCUAGCAUCGGUUCGACAGGCAUCCCGGGAUGGGCAGCGCCCUUUAGAGAAGUGCAACUCAAUCAUUACAAGGAAUCAUGCAAUUCAACUAUAGUGGAAGACUGCGACUUGUACUACAGAAGAACGAAACUCGAUCUCUCGGCUUUGAGAUUAAGCGAAAAGCUCUUGGAAGCGCUAUCAACAGCUUUAAGAAAAACAGUCAAUGCACUAUUGAAAUUUAUCGUAUCCUGCGAAUCUACUGGCUUCGAGGCUUCCUACGGUCGACGACCUAGGAACAGCGUUAGGACACCUAGGUUCUACCUACAGCAUCAAGUAUAUAAGCGGGAUAGAACGACGAACCCGGAUAGUGGGAAGACAUCGAUAGCAAAUUUUCUCUCUGAAUCUAUUAAUAUCGAAGAAGCUGGUACUCCUCGACCGACACAAGGAGCGCGGAUCUUAGAAUUUGAGCUCCCUCACAACGUUAACGAAAGGCGUAAGGUUCAAAUUGAAUUGUGGGAUUGCAGCGGCGACCAUAAAUUCGAAUCAUGUUGGCCGGCAGUAAGAGUUGGUAUCCAAGGAGUUAUUCUAGUAUGUUCCCCUAACACAGUCAAUGUUGCUGGAAGAGAAAUUGAACUGCUUUACAAUUACUUCGUAUCCCAGGCUAAAUUAUCAGCUAAACAAUGCGUUGUAUUCUAUAACUGUUUAGAUGAUCAAGAAGAUAUGGACUCUUUGAAUCUCUGUAUGUAUAUAAUAUAA
Messenger RNA from Danaus chrysippus (African queen), 2142 nucleotides. The record is from the annotation of a GenBank genome assembly. Lineage: Eukaryota; Metazoa; Arthropoda; Insecta; Lepidoptera; Nymphalidae.